Polyodon spathula (Mississippi paddlefish) is the source of this 3992-nucleotide messenger RNA. RefSeq names its product discoidin, CUB and LCCL domain-containing protein 1-like. The record is from RefSeq and is a predicted model, not a curated record. NCBI's taxonomy places the organism in Eukaryota, Metazoa, Chordata, Actinopteri, Acipenseriformes, Polyodontidae. The transcript is spliced from 16 exons. Bases 184 to 2349 code for a protein of 721 amino acids.
CUCAGCCCCGUUUAGGUCGAAACGAUGCUGUCAAAACUAGUUGAGUGAGCGCUGGGUGCCGCCUUCGUGUGAAAUCCGGAAGAGUUCAUUCAGGGACCCGUCUGAAGUCAGCCAGGAGCAGCGCGAGCUCCGAAUAGUAACUGGAAGAAGCACAACCAAUGUUUGAAUUAAAACUCAAACAAAAUGAUAGGAAGGGACAAGCUUUACAGAUUCCUUUCUCUUUUUUUCGGACUUUCUGCGCCUCUGCUAUCGUCUGCCGAGAAGCUGGGAGAUGGAUGUGGUCACUCAGUUUUGGGUCAAGAAAGUGGAGUCCUGACUUCCAGGAACUAUCCCGGAACGUACCCAAACCACACAUGGUGUGAAUGGAAGAUUAAAGUACAGGAAGGCAAGACUAUCAUCCUGAAGUUUGGUGACCUGGAUAUUGAGGCACAGCACUGUGAAUCUGACUAUGUUAAAAUCUUUAAAGGAUCACAGACUUUUGGAAACGCUUUUGCGACCUAUUGUGGAAACCAGAAAUCUUACACAAAAGAGAUCCACGUGGAUAGCAAUGAGAUCACAGUUCAGUUUGAAAGUGGACAUCACCUAUCGGGACGUGGAUUUCUACUGUCAUAUGCAAGCAGCAACCACAAAGAUUUGCUUACAUGCUUGGAUAAAGCAAGUCAUUUCCCAGAGUCACGGUACAGCAAGUACUGCCCUGCUGGUUGCAAGUCAAUAGCAGGAGACGUUACUGGGGAUAAGUCAGAGGGAUACAGACAUACGUCUGUUCUUUGUAAAGCUGCCGUUCAUGCUGGGGUUAUAAUUGAUGAAUUAGGAGGCCAGAUAUCAGUCAUUCAGCAUAAAGGCCUCAGUCGGUAUGAAGGCAUCAAGGCGAACGGCAUUCAGUCAAAAGAGGGGUCUUUGUCUGACAAGCGGAUUGUGUUUAGCACCAAUGAUUGCAGCAAGCCACUGAGCUUGGAUUCGGGAGCCAUCACAGCCACAUCUGCCUGGCAGCCAACCAAUGAAAAUGGACAGAUCACAGAGUGUUCUGCAGAAAAUGGACGUCUUGAUGUUCAGGGAUCUGCGUGGGCAGCUCAUCGUAACAACACCUGCCAGUGGAUGCUUAUAGACCUUGGGGAGAAAAAGAAUAUCACAGCCCUGUGCAGUAGAAUAAUGCAGGAACUGUUUGGACAGAGUGCAUUUGCUUCACUGAAAACAAGAAGGAAGCACUGCUGGCACAAAACAGGAAUCAUCACUUCAGGAUCUACACUACCAAGUUACAGAAUCCAGCACAGCAAAGAUGGCCAUAAAUGGAGGAUGUACAGACGAGCUGGAGGUUCAGAAGCAAAGAUAUUUGAAGGAAACCUUGAUUAUUGGCACCGAACACGGAACAACUUUCUCCCAUCUAUCGUUGCUCGCUACAUACGCAUCAUUCCACAAACCACGCAUCGGAGGAUAGCCAUGAAGGUGGAGCUAAUGGGAUGUUCGCAAGAAAAAGCAAAUGCUUUGACUCUGCCUGUACCUGAAAACACAACCCCAGGUACAAGAUCACAUGCUGAAGAGGAAGACAUAACGAAGCCCCUUACAUCCCAUACUGACCUAGUGAAACUAGCCAUAUUUGUGGUCCCAGCCGUCCUCUCAUUGGUCCUUCUGUUUGCAGGAGUUUGUGUUUACAUGACUUUAUGGAAGAAGAAGACAAAGGAAAAUACAUAUGGGUUAUCUGAAUCUCCUAAAGCAGGCUGUUGGAAACCUUUUGCCAGGCACCAGUCCACAGAGUUUACCAUCAGCUACAGUCCUGAAAAAGAAACGCUGAAGAAACUGGAUCUGGUCAAAAGUAACAUGGCAGAUUACCAGCAGCCCCUAAUGAUUGGAACAGGGGCAGUGACGAGAAAAGGAUCCACGUUCAGGCCAAUGGACACUGACGCUAAAGAGGAAAUCAGCAGAAAAGACCCAGCGACCAACUAUGACUAUCUUUAUUCUGCCAAUCAGUAUGCACUGCCUUUGACCAAUAAGGAACCAGAAUAUGCCACCCCUAUAAUAGAGCGGCACAACUUCAGGAAUGACACCUACACACCAGACGCGGGUUACAAUGUGCCAGCAGUUGGUUUAUCAACGAAGCCUUCUUUCAAUGCAAAUGAUUGCAAGAGCUACAACAAACAGGAAAGCCUCACUGGAGAUUACCAAACACCACAACUUAUAGCCAAAAGCAUGCUGAGUGAAGAGGCAGGAUAUGAUAGACCUAAACAGAGCAUUGCUUUGGCCACUGCAACCACGGGUAUGAACUAUCAGAAGCCACAGGUCACUAUGUCAGUGACUGAAGGUUAUUCUGCGCCUAGGGACUGUUUAAAACCAGCAAGUCCCCGACAACAGUAAAAGAAACCUCAGUUAAAAAAAAAAUAAUAUAGAAAAUCAUUGAGUUAAGUGGCACCUGUGUGGACAGACUGUUGCAGCGCACAGAUGCUGACUAUUUAUUGCAAUCAUGAAAAACUUUCCAGUGAACAACAUAAACUUUAUUGGGAUAACUUGUUCAUUCUUUAAAAAAAAAAAAAAAAAAAAACAUGGUCUUGUACAUAACGUCCGACCUGCUGUUCUGCCUUCGGACAGGCGUAUUCCAGAUAUUGAUACUGGAUGCAGUAGAUCAAAGCUCCACUUUUUUGUAUAUUCCAGUAAAUCUGGAUUCUUUAAGCAGUUUGUUAGGUGAAAGUGAUUGAAGCAGCCUCAGAGAUUCCCAAGUUAAUUAUAAUAAUAAUAAUAAAAACUCUCUAAAGUACAUUACUCACAGGUGGCUAGGAGAAAACAUUUAUUAGGAGUUGUGUACCUGUGUAAAUGUUAAAUUGGGUCUUUUAAAAAUAUUUGUUAUUCAUGGAAGAAAUUGUAAAUGUUGACUAGACAAUUGUCAUGCAAGAAAUUAACUGUUGCAUAGUUCUCUUUUACAAUAAGGAAUGAAGAACUAAUUGGUUUUAUAGAUGUGCUAAAGCUCUGUCUUUUAUCCAUCAGCAGCAUCUUGUGAAAGAAGUUGCUUAUAGGAAGUUUUUUUUUUCUCCAUUUUUGUAUUGAUAUUCUAAUACAAAACGGUUGAUGCCUGCUCAUACUGUCCUAUUAUAAGGGUUAUUAGUUUCGAUUGCUCGAUUUGUCAUGUUUUCUCUGAAUUUUAAAUAUUUCUGUUAAUACACCUGAAAGUGACCAAAAGAUAUUUGAUGUCAGGUAUCAGGUCUUUGGGAUCUGUCUAUCUGCACACAAUAAGACAACCUACUUGGUUGGAUGCAAGAUUGUAAUGAAAUCUGCACCCUACAUUCAGAACUCCCAGGAACUUGAGGUCUUCUGGGGGUAGGAUUGGGCUUAUAAAAGAUUAUGUAUAAUCAAAGCCCUGUACUGUAGUCAUUUAUGGAUUUACAUUCCAUAAACCAGAAGACAUGCAAAUUUAUCAAUAGGGUCCCAUAGGCAUACUGAGAUGUUAAUGAAUAAGCCGCCUUAGCUGUGCUGUUCAGGUUAUCUGGAGACAGAUGAAGGGAAGGAAAUAGUUUUGUAUUAAAAGUAGGUUAACAGUUUAAAAUGUUCGGUUUACUUUUUCUCCUUUGUGAUUCAUCAGUUGCACAGAUUUAUCAAGCAAAUUGUUUUCCUCUUAGAAACCUGCUGAAGAAAAUUCUAGUCCCUCCCCCAUUAUAAAUAACAUAAUAGCAAAUAGCCAUCAGAAGCAAACAUCAUGGAAGCUACAAUAACAGGUUAAUUAGUGGGCAUUAUGGCUUGGUAUCUGGUGACAGUGGCGGUCCAUGCUGACUGGGAAAGGGGUGUAUUAAUAAGAAUACCAAGCAGUACUGUUAAACAAAUAAAGUUUAAAUGUUUAAAAAGUUUAAAACUAUAAAACUAUAACAAGUUUUAAAAACAUUGUGUUUUUUUUCUUGAACUGAAGUCUAUGUUAAUGUGCACAUGCUGUUUAGCUGGGUUGCUUUUGUUCUGAAGUGACUAUAUAAAGUGGAAUUACUACUAUAAUUUCUAUGAAAUUCUUUUUUUGGGGG